AGCAGUAAUGAUCCACGCGCGGUGCUGGAGAGCAUCACCAUCAUCCACUGAAUACCAACCAGAGCAUCGGGCGGACGUGUCUUACUGACAACAAACACAAAUACAAGGACGUGAGAGCUGGCAUAAAGAACAAAACACUGACAAACCCGCAGCGAAAACUACUGCGUGUGUCGUCGGGCGAACUGCACAAAGAGGCUGUAAGCAGACCGAGUGUGCUACCCAAGUUCGGACCGAUGUGGGGACCGCUGGGCGUUAUCGUCCGGGGUGCCAUGGUUACGCCGUGAGAGGUAAAAAGGUCGUAUUUAGAGUAACACUGUGAUUUUUAACGUGACUGAAAUCAUGGGCUCUAGGCUCAGCCGACAAAACAGUCUCGACAACGAUAAUUUUUCAAGAAGGCGACGGAAGCAUCUAGACAGCACGGGAGAGAGCGAUCGGAGCGGAGACUUCUUGUUUACAUCCCUGAUGCUCAGGUCGGAUAAGCUGCCGGGGGUUCUGAGGAGAGCCAACCACAGCCCGUAUGUCAGACGAGUCGCCUGGGUCCGAGAGAUUCAGAAGCUCCUCCAGGAGAGGAAGAUAGAAGAUGCGACGGACGUGCUCAAACUGUUGAGGAAGGACUUGGGAUUAGAGGGUACGUCACUCAAUGAUAUCCUCUAUAAGAAUGCAUCAUUCCUUAACCUGGUGGACCCCAUAUCUCAUGAGCUCCUGCUUUGUCUGGCUAGAGACAUGCAGUGCCCAAAGAAGGACUCAGAGACUCUGAAGUCGACUGAUAAAAUCUGCAGACAGCUCAUCUACCACCUGACCCCUCACUCCAAGUGGCUUAGAAAAAGUAUGACUCGGCGAAAGGCCCAGGCUUGUCUUAAAACAACACUUCAGAAGAAGCUCUGCAGCGACUCGGUGGACCUCUCUGGCAUCCCUUUAUCAACUCGAGACAUACGGCACGUGGCAUAUUACCUCCAGACCAGUGGGGGCGCUGUGAUAUCCGUAGAUCUUAGUUUCACUGAGCUCCGGGAUGAGGGCCUACGUCUACUUCUGCCCUUCCUGGGUGCAUUGCCCAAACUCACAACACUGGCUCUCAAUGGGAACCGUCUGACUCUUGGCAUCCUUAAAGAUCUGUCUGAAGCCCUCAAAGAAUCCAAGAUGUUCACUUGUCUUGCCUGGAUUGACCUAGGCAACAACGUGGACAUAUUUACCAUGCCACAGUCUCUACUGGUGUCCCUACGGCGACGCUGUAGUCUAAAGAGCAGUCUCCCCACCAUCUAUGAGUACACAGAGGGUCAGCCCUAUUGCUACCGCAUGGAGAGUUCCAUUGAAGAACCCAGCCACUACGAAGAAGAGGAGGAUGAUGAGGAAGAGGAGGACCUGGAGCCAUGGAGCAUUGGGGAACAGAAAAGUUCAGGUAGCUUUAACCUGCGCCAUUGCGAGAGGUGAACCAAUUACGUUCAUCUGACGGGGAUAAAGAAAGAAUGGGAGAGCGCAAGCAAGAGAUUCCUCUUCUCUCUGUACCAUUUCUCCCAAUCAACACCUUUUACCAUCUCCCUCCUCCACCGCAGCUCAAUGACCUUCCCAUUGUGGUUAUGUGUGAACCAACAGCAUCACAUAUAAAGAGCCACCUAACCACCUGAACACAGCGAACGGUGAAAC
This is a messenger RNA of Rhinichthys klamathensis goyatoka, 1641 nucleotides long. It is a transcript of the gene lrrc75ba, whose product is annotated as leucine rich repeat containing 75Ba. Bases 340 to 1428 code for a protein of 362 amino acids. The transcript has 5 exons. NCBI's taxonomy places the organism in Eukaryota, Metazoa, Chordata, Actinopteri, Cypriniformes, Leuciscidae. The record is from RefSeq and is a predicted model, not a curated record.